This is a messenger RNA of Ophidiomyces ophidiicola, 816 nucleotides long. It is a transcript of the gene RKI1, whose product is annotated as ribose-5-phosphate isomerase rki1. Gene Ontology annotation, molecular function: ribose-5-phosphate isomerase activity. The record is from RefSeq and is a predicted model, not a curated record. The transcript is spliced from 2 exons. The coding region runs from base 1 to 816 and encodes 271 amino acids. NCBI's taxonomy places the organism in Eukaryota, Fungi, Ascomycota, Eurotiomycetes, Onygenales, Onygenaceae. Gene Ontology annotation, biological process: pentose-phosphate shunt, non-oxidative branch; D-ribose metabolic process. Gene Ontology annotation, cellular component: intracellular membrane-bounded organelle.
AUGACCUCCGUUAUCGAGGACGCAAAACGCGCUGCGGCGCGCGAAGCGGUCGCAAACCAUUACCCCAAAAACCCCAGAUUCGUGGGCAUUGGCAGUGGCACCACGAUCGUGUAUGUCGUUGAAGCUAUCAAGAGCCUUGGCUUUGAUACUUCCUCUACGUCGUUCGUUCCCACGGGGUCACAAUCGCAACAGGUCAUCGUCAAUGCUGGCUUAAAGCCCGUCCCAUUGACUGAACUACCAGAGGACCCAGUUCUUGACAUAGCCUUUGAUGGCGCCGAUGAAGUCGAUGAUGACUUGAAUUGCAUCAAGGGCGGCGGUGCCUGCCUCUUUCAAGAAAAAGUGGUGGCAAUGCGGGCGAAGGAAUUUAUUGUCGUUGCUGACUACCGAAAACUUCAACCCCGUCUUUUAACUAAAUGGCCAUCUAUCCCCAUUGAGAUUGCUCCGGUUGCCUUCCGCCCCGUAAUCUCGACGCUGAAAGCUAUGGGUAGUAUGUCGCCAGUGCUCCGCAAGUCGACGAUAGAGGAAGGCUUCUUACGGACAGACCAAUCUUUCUUCAUUGUUGACGCCCCUUUUCCACGCCUUCUGUUGCCAUCCGAUACUCAGGGCAAUAACAACGGUAAUGGAAAGGAUGGCAUCUGGGAAGUUGAGGCGCUAGCCAAAACAAUCAAGCAAAUACCAGGCGUCUUGGAAGUAGGCAUUUUCUGCGGUCCCACUGGGCCGCAGGCCCAAGCGACCGGCGGUGUUGGUGGCCAAAGGCCCAUUGCUGCAUAUUUCGGAAUGGCUGACGGUACCGUCGUUGUGAAGAAAGCAACCUGA